Messenger RNA from Penicillium paradoxum, 2241 nucleotides. RefSeq lists its product as uncharacterized. NCBI's taxonomy places the organism in Eukaryota, Fungi, Ascomycota, Eurotiomycetes, Eurotiales, Aspergillaceae. The record is from RefSeq and is a predicted model, not a curated record. The coding region runs from base 1 to 2241 and encodes 746 amino acids. The transcript is spliced from 4 exons.
AUGACGCCCCCAGCCCGCGGACGGGGGACUAGCCAACGCAGCCCGACCGUCUUGGUAACAGACUCCCGCGACCAGCAACCACCCCCAACAGUUCGUCGUCGACGCUCGCCUGCAACCCGCUUCAUCACCGUCGACAACGUCCUCCAAUACGCCUCCGACGUCCCUUCAAUGCAGCAGCGCGGCCCACCACCGAAUUCACGGACACGCCGCCUGGCGUCUGCAGCAGGUGGUCUUAUGACCAGUGCUAGCAGCGGGAGCUCAAGUGCGGUGGCAGGAUCCGGCGGCACGAUCGGCCGACUAGCCGCGCAACCACGCCUCCCGCCUCGAACGACGAAAGUCAGCGAGAAGCUGGUGCUCUUGCCUGAUACCGGUGAGAUCGAGGAAGGCGAAGAGGACGAGGAUGAGGAAGACAACGAUGUCGAAGGUGGAAAUCUGGUGGACGAGGAGCUUGUUGCACGCCUGGCUAAGGAGAAGAAUGUCGAUCCGGAAAUGAUCAGACACCAACUACUUAUAUCUAAGCGGCUUGGCAGUGACUUCGGCGUCGAUAAUGAUCUUGCUCCUCUACUUGCCGAAGAAGAAACCUUAAGGAAACGCCGUGUGGCGCCUGAGCGUGCGAAGAGUUAUGCUGAGCGGCUGCCGAAGGCGAGGCGGACGGAGAAGCUUGCUCGUGUCACGGCGUAUUGUACGGCCCAGGCUUAUAAGAUGGGCUCGCUUGCUGCUUUCGUUAAGGAACAGCAUGGUGGUCGGACGAAGCUCUAUGAUGAUUGCCUGUAUACGGCGUAUCACCUGCCUCUUUUGCCCGGGCAUGAGGGAUAUCGUCUGCGGAGUAGUCCCGUGUUGAAAUAUCCCGGUGGAAAGUCGUUGUUGGAUGAGGAGAUUGAAAGAAAUGAGCUUCGCGAUCACCACGAUGAUUUUAUGGUCGAGCUGGAGGAGCAUUCAGUUGGCGGGCACAAUCGCCCCGAGGAUGAGCACCAUUACGAAGAGUUGGCGCGCGAUUCCAAUGAUCAUAACCCCCGGGAGGAAAAUCGGGAAGAAUUCCUGAAUCGAAUCACCGAGGCAGCCCGUGAUCACCUCCCCGAUGAGCAUGAACAUGCUGCCAGCUCCGGUGAAAGCGUCGAAAGAUUACAGCAUAUCCCACAGCAUAUCCCGCAGCUUCCCCAACCCGACAGCAACGAUGAAAAUCGGCAACCCUCGCCCGAACCUGCUGUCCGCCGUCGAAGACAUAGCACAGACGAUACUCACGCUCUGGUUCGAGACCGUCCUUCCCCGCCAGUCCCUACAACAUCUUCAUCCUCGAGAGCACAAGCUCCAGCUCGUACAUUAUACAAUGUUGCCGAGAUGUUCGUGUUUAGCUACGGCGUUGUCGUGUUUUGGAAUUUCACAGAGCGACAGGAGAAAGACCUGCUUGCAGAUCUUGCCUUUGCUACAUCAUCUGCAACCGGCAUUCCUAUCCCUCUGGCGACGAUGCCUCUUGACGAGGAAGACUUCGAGACGGAGGAGUUCCAUUUCGAAUACUCUACCGAAAUCUCGCGCCCUCGAGUCUACAAUGAUAUGAUCACUCUUCGCAGUGGUGACCACAUGAUCAAGCUGGCUAUCAGCCAUGGCAUUUCCCAGAGUACCAAGUUGUGCUUCUUCGAGGAAGUCAUGGCCCGCCAAAUGACAGACGCGAAAGAUGUUCCCCGACGACUCGCCACCACCGGUCAAUUAGGCAUGAAGCGCGAAGAGGUUUUCCGAAUCUUGGGUCGAUUGUUCAAGAGUCGCGUUGAGGUCAAUCUUUCAUCUAACAUGCUUGAUGUUCCCAACUUCUUCUGGGAGAGCGAGCCGACUCUCUACCCGCUUUACAUCGCUGUGCGAGAAUACCUGGAAAUCAAACCGCGUAUUCAAGUGCUCAACGAGAGAUGCCGCGUAUUCCUUGAUCUUGCAGAGAUUUUAUCCGACUCAAUUGCCGACAACCGUACUUCCCAUCAAACUUGGAUCAUCAUUGUCCUCAUCAUUAUUUCCAUUAUUGUCACUACCUUCGAAGUUUUCCUCCGCUUCGGUCUUCUCCAUGCCAGCCAGGAUCCCAAUGGCACACCUGCCAGUAUCUUCGCCCGUUUCAUGGGACGAUCUGUGACCCCCUCUCCAUCCUCAGGAUGGCCCCCCUACUCUCCUGCCAACGCACCACCAGGCUGUAUCUGUCCAUCUCUUGGCCCUGGCAGUGGAGGCUCAGAAAUGGGCGUUAGUGGGAUGCUAGGAUACUAA